GAUGAGUGAAUGCAUCUGAUUGGUCAACGCUAAUCGCCGAACCUCCGACUUCUCAAGUCUUCGUUCUAUCUUUUUCAUCAUGGUUGUGAGCUAUCAUCAACAUUCACAGCAAAAUGCGCCGGAUACCGCGAUCCUCGCGGUCGAUUGACCCAUCGAUUCCCUCCUCAAGCAUGAUCGCUUCAAGAGUACCAUCAUCGCACGUCUGUCGCUCCGCCCUUACCUCCUCCCCCCUCGCUCGCACAACCACCGCAUGCUUUUCCACCACCUCGCGCUACAACAUCCUUGGGGGCACACAAGAUAAAAAGAAGCAUCAGGCGUUUGUGAGGAAAUGGCAGAAGAGAUUGCUCGGUGAUUCGGAGCCAAUUGGCGCCCACGUGGAUCCCUACGAUGCGACGUCCCCCGUUCGAAUCAGCCCUGAGGAAACUGGAGAAGAGGUUGAGACGAUAGAAGAAUCGGCGUCAGAGUCAUAUGGAGCCCCAUACCGGCCUGCAAAAACGGGAGAAGGUCUGACAAAGGUUGGAGGGAAAGAGUGGAUUCAAGAGCGGGAGGAAGAGCUACUCUUGCGGAGGUUUAACAUCCUAGUGGCGCCACAAGGACAUACCUAUGGCGAAAUUGUGAAUUACGAUUUUGCUCCGCAAGAGAAGGUCAAGAGGUUCAAAGAGUUGCAAGCGCUUUUCCAUCAAGCCGUUGUCGAGGUCUUCACGCUCAAACAAUCUGGAAAGAAGAUUGCUUUCCCACAGUUUGCCAACAUAGACCCCGCAUGGACAAGAAAUGUCAAGCUACAUGCUUCACCGGCCGGCAGUGUGGUCCUCUCAAAUGUCCAACCGGAGGACGUUGAACAAUUCCUGGCCGCUGUCGAGGAUCCAGCUGCUCAAAUCGCGGAGGCAGUCGACGAGCUCGUAAUCGACGAGGCUUUUGAAUCCACCGCAGAGGCCGUCGAGGAGGCCGUUCCAGAGCUUGACGUUGCAAAAGAAGGCAAGAAGGCAUCCCCCGCAGCCAAGAAGACCGAAGGCAACCCAUUCGACUUCAUGUCGAACCGACCUGUAUCGCGCGUUAAGCCCGACGAGCCCGUUCCGGAGGUCGAGCAGAUCGUUGAGACAACCGAAGCACCACAGGGUCUGGCAUUCAUUGAGUCUGCUCACCAAGCCCUCGACAAGGAGCUGUCCUCUCACCGUCACGACAUUCUUUUCGCCGCCGCCAACACCUCCGAGCGAACCAUUGCUGCACUCCGCAAAUCCGUACACGGCACCGUUUCCCCUUCCGUUCUUGAGUCCACAAUCGAGGCCAAAUACGGCGGCAUCGCCUUGAACGAUCUCGCCGUCAAGUUUGCCAUCACGAAGCGAAUCCUCCAACUCACCGGCCACCGCAUCCCCGACCCAACCUUCAACUCCGCCAAAAACCUCGGCGACCUCUUCUCCGCCCUCGUCUCCGCCUCCCGCCCGAAACCCACCACCGUCCGCGACGCCCUCAAGCACGAGGCGAAACUCCAGCACAUCCGCAGCAAGCACGGCAAGAACAAGAAGUCGGCGUCUCCCUCUACCUCUUCAUCUAACAACCGAAACGCCGCCCAGAAACCUACCCUCGCAGCGCUCCCGAACGUCAGGUUCCAGGGCAAGCGCAUCUCGCCCGUGCAGAAGGAGAAGGAGGUCGGCAGGUGGAAGGUCAUCGAGUACGCGCUCGCGGAGAGGGACCUCCCAAGGCUGUCAAAGGAUGCUUAGAGGGCCACAACGACUCCUUUUUAGCAAAUUCCCAUGCUGGGGAUAUUUUGAGAUAGAAAAUGUAAAAAUAUGAAUUGU
This is a messenger RNA of Aaosphaeria arxii CBS 175.79, 1796 nucleotides long. RefSeq lists its product as uncharacterized. NCBI's taxonomy places the organism in Eukaryota, Fungi, Ascomycota, Dothideomycetes, Pleosporales. The transcript has 3 exons. Bases 114 to 1718 code for a protein of 534 amino acids. The record is from RefSeq and is a predicted model, not a curated record. Gene Ontology annotation, cellular component: mitochondrion.